AUGGACAUUGCAUUAUUCUACGCAGUUCCAUCAUUGUUACGGAUAUUUUUUGAUGGAGUCGUUCUAUUUCAAUGCUACAGUCCAUCGUCAAUGAUGGACAUGCCACUCUAUGAAAGGAGAUGUGCAAUAAGUGUGCCGUCACAGAAUCAAAGGUGCUCCCUUACUGCUGACUACGAAACAUCCCUUGAUGUUCGACAAAAUAUGACUCUUGUCAUGUCCAUAUCAGCAGCAACGUCUGAGCAUUUCACCAAGAAGCGGCAGUCGUAUGUCAAGCGAAAGACAGCGAUGGUAAUGCGUUCAAUAAUCAUAUCGGUGCUGAACCUGGUUCUCAACCUCCCAUCCCAUAUUCUCCGUGCGUGGCUCACUUUCGACGAUGAUGGGAUUGAUCAAAAGACAUUAGCAGUUCUGGAGCCAAUCUCACAAAUCUUGUACUUUUCGCAAUUCAUGUGCAAUGCUUUCUACCUAAGCACGAGCAUUUACGAAACGAGCGGUACUCCUCGCAGCACUGUUGUUGUUAAUAAUGGACGACACAUAUCUCGCUGUGUUUCGAAGGAUGAGGAUUCAUAG
This is a messenger RNA of Cylicostephanus goldi, 567 nucleotides long. The record is from the annotation of a GenBank genome assembly. NCBI's taxonomy places the organism in Eukaryota, Metazoa, Nematoda, Chromadorea, Rhabditida, Strongylidae.